AUGAAGAAGAUGGUCGUUAACACCCUCGCAUCCAUUCCACUCUUGGCUAUGUCAUUUUUCCUUGCCUUUGCCUCCGAUCCUAGUCCUCUUCAGGACUUUUGUGUGGCUGUCAAUGACACAAAGACCACUGUGUUUGUUAAUGGGAAAGUCUGCAAGGAUCCAAAGGUUGCGACACCAAAUGAUUUCUUCUUUUCAGGGCUUCGGGUUCCUGGAAAUACCUCAAACAAAGUUGGGUCAAUGGUCACACCGGCAAAUGUGGCUCAGAUACCCGGACUCAACACCCUUGGCAUUUCCCUAGCUCGUGUUGAUUAUGCCCCAUAUGGUCUCAAUCCUCCCCACACCCACCCCCGCGCCACAGAGAUACUGACCGUCCUGGAGGGAACACUUUAUGUAGGCUUCGUGACCUCUAAUCCUGACAACCGCCUCAUCUCCAAGGUCCUUUACAAAGGAGACGUUUUCGUCUUCCCAGAGGGUCUCAUUCACUUCCAGCUCAAUGUGGGAAAAACAAAAGCAGUCGCCAUUGCUGCAUUGAGUAGCCAGAACCCUGGCGUGAUCACCAUUGCCAAUGCGGUAUUUGGCUCAAAGCCAGCAAUUUCAGCUGAUGUUCUUACAAAGGCCUUCCAAGUGGACAAGAAGGUGGUUGACUAUCUUCAAUCUCAGUUCUAGACUGACAACCACACCGACUAGAA
This is a messenger RNA of Vitis vinifera (wine grape), 689 nucleotides long. RefSeq names its product putative germin-like protein 2-1. Gene Ontology annotation, molecular function: manganese ion binding. Lineage: Eukaryota; Viridiplantae; Streptophyta; Magnoliopsida; Vitales; Vitaceae. The coding region runs from base 1 to 666 and encodes 221 amino acids. The transcript is spliced from 2 exons. The record is from RefSeq and is a predicted model, not a curated record. Gene Ontology annotation, cellular component: cell wall.